This is a messenger RNA of Nomascus leucogenys (northern white-cheeked gibbon), 3287 nucleotides long. RefSeq names its product interferon related developmental regulator 1 (gene IFRD1). NCBI's taxonomy places the organism in Eukaryota, Metazoa, Chordata, Mammalia, Primates, Hylobatidae. Gene Ontology annotation, cellular component: nucleus. The record is from RefSeq and is a predicted model, not a curated record.
GUGACGUCAUCUGGCGGUCUUGCUACUUAAGGCGUCGUGGCCUCCCCUGCCCCGCCUUAGCUCCCGCGCUAGAGAGAAACAUGUAUCGUUUUCGAUCACAGCUCUUCACGGGGAUUUCUGCUGCCGCCACCGCCCACUCUUACCCCCGCCGCUUCUCGCCUCUGUUGUUAGCCGAAGACUCGCCUCUCAGCCGCCCGCCGCACAGACGCACGAGUAAAAAGUGCAGCUCCAUCGGCUGAUCCUCGCUAAGCUCCGACUCUGGGCGGCACCGGGCGUCCCACGAUGCCGAAGAACAAGAAGCGGAACACUCCCCACCGCGGUGGCAGUGCUGGCGGCGGCGGGUCAGGAGCAGCCGCAGCGACGGCGGCGACAGCAGGUGGCCAGCAUCGAAAUGUUCAGCCUUUUAGUGAUGAAGAUGCAUCAAUUGAAACAAUGAGCCAUUGCAGUGGUUAUAGCGAUCCUUCCAGUUUUGCUGAAGAUGGACCAGAAGUCCUUGAUGAGGAAGGAACUCAAGAAGACCUAGAGUACAAGUUGAAGGGAUUAAUUGACCUAACCCUGGAUAAGAGUGCGAAGACAAGGCAAGCAGCUCUUGAAGGUAUUAAAAAUGCACUGGCUUCAAAAAUGCUGUAUGAAUUUAUUCUGGAAAGAAGAAUGACUUUAACUGAUAGCAUUGAACGCUGCCUGAAAAAAGGUAAGAGUGAUGAGCAACGUGCAGCUGCAGCAUUAGCAUCUGUUCUUUGUAUUCAGCUGGGCCCUGGAAUUGAAAGUGAAGAGAUUUUGAAAACUCUUGGACCAUUCCUAAAGAAAAUCAUUUGUGAUGGGUCAGCUAGUAUCCAGGCUAGGCAAACUUGUGCAACUUGCUUUGGUGUUUGCUGUUUUAUUGCCACAGAUGACAUUACUGAACUAUACUCAACUCUGGAAUGUUUGGAAAAUAUCUUCACUAAGUCCUAUCUCAAAGAGAAAGACACUACUGUUAUUUGCAGCACCCCUAAUACAGUGCUUCAUAUCAGCUCGCUUCUUGCAUGGACACUACUGCUGACCAUAUGCCCAAUCAAUGAAGUGAAGAAAAAGCUUGAGAUGCAUUUCCAUAAGCUUCCAAGCCUCCUCUCUUGUGAUGAUGUAAACAUGAGAAUAGCUGCUGGUGAAUCUUUGGCACUUCUGUUUGAAUUGGCCAGAGGAAUAGAGAGUGACUUUUUUUAUGAAGACAUGGAGUCCUUGACACAGAUGCUUAGGGCCUUGGCAACAGAUGGAAAUAAACACCGGGCCAAAGUGGACAAGAGAAAGCAGCGGUCAGUUUUCAGAGAUGUCCUGAGGGCAGUGGAGGAACGGGAUUUUCCAACAGAAACCAUUAAAUUUGGUCCUGAACGCAUGUAUAUUGAUUGCUGGGUAAAAAAACACACCUAUGACACCUUUAAGGAGGUUCUUGGAUCAGGGAUGCAGUACCACUUGCAGUCAAAUGAAUUCCUUCGAAAUGUAUUUGAACUUGGACCCCCAGUGAUGCUUGAUGCUGCAAUGCUUAAAACGAUGAAGAUUUCUCGUUUUGAAAGGCAUUUAUAUAACUCUGCAGCCUUCAAAGCUCGAACCAAAGCUAGAAGCAAAUGUCGAGAUAAGAGAGCAGAUGUUGGAGAAUUCUUCUAGAUUUUCAGAACUUGAAGACUAUUUCCUAAUUUCUAUUUUUUUUUCUAUUUCAAUGUAUUUAAACUCUAGAGACAGUUUUUAUCUUGGAUUAACUUAGAUAACUUUUGUAGUAGUGGUUAUAUUGCUUAUAAUUUAAUGUACAGUAUUGAAACUGGUGAGUUCUGAUUAUUAAAUAUUCUCUGUAAAUCAGUAAACAUGUAUAAAGUAUUUGUAAUGUUUGGUCAUAAUUUAUUUAUGAAGACAGCAAAAGACUUUGAUUUCAUGAUGGGGAAAACAAUUAGCCAAAGUUUAAUUUCUUACACUGUGGUUGUCAAGAAUACUGAUUUACUAUAAUAAUAUAUACAUACAAGAUAUUUAACUUAAUAUCUUAGACAAGAGUUCUGGAUACAAUUUUGGGAUCUAGUUCCCCUGGAAAAGCUGCUGUGUUUUUAAUUUUUAAUGGAAUGUAGCUUUUAAAAUCCUGUCACUGGCAUCAACAAAAGGAAUUAUACCAUGAGACCUUAUAGCUGUACUUAAAAGCCAUUCAGUUCAGCUAUUGGGAGUUCAUGAUGAAUUAGCAUAUGCCAGAAAGGUUGCUAACCUUAACCUCUGAGAGCAGUAACACUGAUUUUAUCUGCUGUAUGAGACUUUGUGCAUUUUACUUUGAAAUAAAGAUUUUUUUCCACACUGAAAGUGCUUCUCUUCUAAUAGAAGAAACAUUAUUUAUGGCUUUGAGGUACAGAGUCCAAAAUGACUAGGCCAGGUGGGCAGGGAGACAAAGCUUUAUGUGUAUAUUUGCAAACAUUAAAGUAGAUGAAAAGAAUGUAGCAAUACAUAGUUGGGAUUAAGGUUUCUGACUUUCAAGAAUAUUUCUGCUUGGCAACGUGCAGUGUGGCUCAUGCCUAUAAUAAGUACUCUGGGAGGCUGAGGCGGGAGGAUGGCAUGAGCCUAGUUUGAGACCAGCCUAGGCAACAUAGCGAGACCCUGUCUCUACCAGAAAUUUAAAAAAUGAGUGUGGUGGUGUGUGCUUGUACUCUUUAUCUACUUGGGUGCUGAGGCAAGAGGGUAACUUGAGCCCAGAAGGUCAAAGCUGCAGUGAGCCGCAAUUGUGCCACUCCAGCCUGGGUGAUGAGUGAGACCUUGUCUCAAAAGCAAAACAGAAAAGAAUAUUGCUGCUUGUUUGCCCAUGAGGUAUAUUUCUUUCAUUUUAUGAAAAGCAUUUUGACACGUUAACAUUUAAUAAACUUUAGAUUAAAAUAUAUGGUGCAAGCAACAUGCCAUUUCAAAUCCGUAGACUUGUUUCUUUGAUAUUCUUGCUGUAGGUCGCAGUAGGGAAGCAUAUACACUGUAGGGAGAAGUAUCAAAAUCAUUUAAGGUCUUCUUUCCAAACUAGUGUUCCCCUCCCACAUCCCAACAACACUUGGAAGUCUGGUGCUCCCUCUAGGUGAAAAUCAUUUGCUGGCUUACGGAGUCACUGUUGCUGAGUCCCAUCCCCCAGUUACAGUGCAGUGGAAAACAGGUUUAGAAUCUAGAACGUGUUUGUAUAUUGUCACUCGGUUAUGUUCCACGUAGGUUAGAACCAUGGAAAAGAGAUUGCAAAUGGUAGUUUCUUCUAGAUAUUCAAUUGCAUAUAUGUAUGUAUAUGUAAUUAUAAAUAAAAAUGAAUUUUU